AUGGUCAAAUCUGAAAAUUAUCCUCUAUUAGGAGGCGACUCGCUUCGAUGCACAAACAAGUCACCUGCAAGCAUCGCGAAACGACUCUCUAUCAUUUUGAACAUCAUCACCAUAAUCACUAUAGCAUAUCUCUACUUUUACCACAAUACAAACACAGAUUCAGACAAGCAUAGUGGCAGCCACAAACAUGGACAUGGCAAGUUUCAUCAUCAUCAUCAUCAUCAUCCUCGCUCUAAGAAAAAUGUUAUUAUGAUGGUUACUGAUGGUAUGGGCCCUGCCAGUGUCUCGGCUGCUCGCUCAUUCCGUCAAUUUAGAGACAAAUUGCCCAUCAACGACGUAUUAACAAUUGACCAAUACUUUAUUGGAACUUCAAGGACGCGGUCAUCGAGCUCGUUGGUGACAGAUUCUGCUGCUGGUGCCACCGCUUUUUCAUGUGCUUUGAAAUCGUAUAAUGGAGCAAUUGGUGUAGACCCCAAGAAAAACCCAUGCGGCACCAUACUCGAAGCAUUGAAGUUGCAAGGUUACAUGACUGGGUUGGUGGUGACAACGCGGAUUACCGAUGCAACACCAGCUGCUUUUUCAUCGCAUGCAGAUUACCGAUUCCAAGAAGAUUUGAUUGCUCAACACCAAAUUGGGGAAUAUCCAUUGGGCAGAGUUGUUGACUUGAUUUUGGGUGGCGGAAGAUGCCAUUUCUUGCCUACUAGCGUUCCAGGUGGAUGCAGAGCUGACGCAAGAAACUUGAUUGAUGAGACUCGCAAACUGGGUUGGUCUUAUGUUGGCAACAGAAGUGAGUUUGACGCAUUGCAAGGUGGUAAGAAUGUAACCUUGCCAUUGUUGGGAUUACUUGCUGAUACAGACAUACCAUAUGAUAUUGAUAGGGAUCCUAAAGAAUACCCAUCUUUGGCAGAAGAGGUUGAAGUUGCAUUAAUUGCAUUAUCAGAAGCUACAAAGGACUCAGACCAAGGGUUUUUCUUAUUGAUUGAAGGUUCGAGAAUUGACCAUGCUGGACAUCAUAAUGACCCUGCAGCACAGGUGAGGGAGGUAUUGGCAUACGACAAGGCAUUUGCCAAGGUUAUUGAGUUUAUUAAUACUUCAGAUGUCGAAACAGUGGCAAUUUCAACUAGUGACCAUGAGACUGGCGGAAUGGUGACUGCAAGACAAGUCACUGAGAAUUAUCCUGACUACUUAUGGUACCCCGAAGUGUUACUAAACAGCUCUCACUCGGGAGAGUACUUGGCCCAGAAAAUUUACGAAAAGCGUAAUCAAAAAAGCCACGAAUUGAAAAAGUUUAUUAGAGAGGAGAUUUUGAAAUCAGAUAUGGGAGUAGAAGCGGACUCUGCGCAUGACGACAUCAUUGAUGAGAUUGUCUCCAAGGCAUCCAACCCCAAUGAACUACUCUAUGUGUUGAACAAUAUCAUUUCGUUCCAGGCACAAAUUGGAUGGACGACACAUGGACAUUCUGCUGUUGAUGUCAAUAUUUAUGCACAUACAAACUCUGAGCAAAUCUUGCACAGGUUGAAGUCACACAAGCAUGGUCUCUUUGGAAACCAUGAAAACAUUGAGAUUGGGGCGUUUAUGGAGUCAUUGACCGGUUCUGAUUUGAAGAAUGUGACAAAGUUGAUAAAGGAUACCACACAUGCUCCAGGUAAAUCUGAUGUGUUUAUCGAUGAAUAUCAUGGGCAUAUCGUGCCACAGUAA
This is a messenger RNA of Lodderomyces elongisporus, 1698 nucleotides long. Its product is annotated as alkaline phosphatase. NCBI's taxonomy places the organism in Eukaryota, Fungi, Ascomycota, Pichiomycetes, Serinales, Debaryomycetaceae. The coding region runs from base 1 to 1698 and encodes 565 amino acids. Gene Ontology annotation, biological process: dephosphorylation. The record is from RefSeq and is a predicted model, not a curated record. The transcript has a single exon. Gene Ontology annotation, cellular component: fungal-type vacuole membrane. Gene Ontology annotation, molecular function: alkaline phosphatase activity.